CGAUAAAAGCUGAACUCGGUCAUUUGGUCCAAGUCACCACCGCGUAUAGUUUGUGUUUUGUUCUUAAAUUCAAUCGAGUCCCUAAAUCAACAACAAAAUGGUUAGGGAGAACAAAGCAGCAUGGAAGGCUCAGUACUUCAUCAAAGUAGUGGAACUGUUCGACGAGUUCCCAAAGUGCUUCAUUGUGGGCGCUGACAAUGUGGGCUCCAAGCAGAUGCAAAACAUCCGCACAAGUCUGCGUGGAUUGGCCGUCGUCUUGAUGGGCAAGAACACGAUGAUGCGCAAGGCCAUUCGUGGUCAUUUGGAGAACAACCCGCAGCUGGAGAAGCUGUUGCCCCACAUCAAGGGCAAUGUUGGCUUCGUGUUCACCAAGGGAGAUUUGGCUGAGGUUCGCGAUAAGCUGCUGGAAUCGAAGGUGCGUGCUCCUGCACGUCCCGGAGCAAUUGCUCCCUUGCCCGUCAUCAUCCCGGCCCAGAACACCGGUCUGGGUCCAGAGAAGACCAGUUUCUUCCAGGCUCUGUCCAUCCCAACCAAGAUUUCCAAGGGUACAAUUGAAAUCAUCAACGAUGUGCCCAUCUUGAAGCCCGGCGAUAAAGUCGGUGCCUCCGAGGCCACUUUGCUCAACAUGUUGAACAUUUCGCCCUUCUCGUACGGUCUGCUCGUCAGCCAGGUGUACGAUUCGGGUUCGAUCUUCUCGCCCGAGAUUCUGGACAUCAAGCCCGAGGAUCUGCGCGCCAAGUUCCAACAGGGCGUGGCCAACUUGGCUGCCGUCUGUUUGUCCGUGGGUUACCCAACCAUUGCCUCGGCUCCUCACAGCAUUGCCAAUGGCUUCAAGAACCUGCUGGCCAUUGCUGCCACCACAGAGGUGGAGUUCAAGGAGGCGACCACCAUCAAGGAGUACAUCAAGGAUCCCAGCAAGUUCGCUGCUGCUGCUGCCGCUUCGGCUCCAGCUGGCGGCGCUGGUGGAGCUGCCGAGAAGAAGGAGGAGGCCAAGAAGGUCGAGUCCGAGGAAGAGGAGGAGGACGAUGACAUGGGCUUUGGCCUGUUCGAUUAAGCGCCACAAUUUCCCAAAAUCUGCGCACUUUAACAUUUUCAAUGUUUACAUCGAUUUCAGUUCGGCGGACAAUGCAAAUUAUUGUCGUGGUUUGACAAACCCAAUGGCAAGUUGCAUUUACGCUCAACAUUCAAUAACAACAAUAAACAUUAUGUAAACUUGA
Drosophila innubila is the source of this 1217-nucleotide messenger RNA. RefSeq names its product 60S acidic ribosomal protein P0 (gene RpLP0). Gene Ontology annotation, molecular function: structural constituent of ribosome; large ribosomal subunit rRNA binding. Bases 98 to 1054 code for a protein of 318 amino acids. NCBI's taxonomy places the organism in Eukaryota, Metazoa, Arthropoda, Insecta, Diptera, Drosophilidae. Gene Ontology annotation, biological process: cytoplasmic translation; ribosome biogenesis; ribosomal large subunit assembly. Gene Ontology annotation, cellular component: cytosolic large ribosomal subunit. The record is from RefSeq and is a predicted model, not a curated record. The transcript is spliced from 3 exons.